AUGAGGAUUCCAAUUUUGCACCUAUCCUUAUGGCUUCCGCUAAGCACUUUCAUCGGUACCAUUCUUGGACAGGAUGACCUCGGCACCAACAAUGGUUUCGUGGAUAUCGAGACAUCCAACUUCAAGGCUCGAAUUGUGCGAGACGCUCAAAUCUUAGCGUCUCUGAAACCCAAUGGGGAUGAUUUCGACUUCCUCCCUUUCGACAUCUUAGGAAACCGUUCUCGUAACGGACAAUACCACUGGGGAGAUGUUACCUACAGAUAUCGAACUGAAGGCGACAACAGCUGGAUCGACGGAAAUUCUGCCCAGACCCGCAAGCCUGUCGUUACUCUAUCCCCAAAUGAUGGGGUUCUUGCGGCCGCAGACCUUUCCUCUACGCUUCCCUCCGGGCCGCUCAAUGUGACUCGAGAAUGGCUAAAUGUCGACGGCGAUCUCGCCCUGCGCUUCAUCUUCAGCAACACUGGGAACUCCAGCAUUGAGAUCGGUAGUCUUGGCUUUCCCGCUGAGUUCAACAGCAUUUUUACACACCACCACCCGGCAGACGCAACAGCGGCCUGUUCUCUUUCCGAACCGUAUAUCGGCAUGGACGCUGGUCAGAUUCGUGUUACCCCUAUCAAAGGCACAGGACCCGCACUCGUUGUCACGGCCCUCCAAGGAACCAAAUCACCCCUGGAAGCCUACCGAAACCUAUGGGAAUUGGGCUACGAAGGAUCUUCCUAUUCAAGCCAGACGUUCGAGGGUUUCUACGAAUGGCAAGUGCUGACAAAGGCAUGGGCGGAGAACGAAUGGGCCGUCCAGGGGGCACACGCUUGGAAUCCUCCUUCUUCCCGGAAACUGGAGCCUGGAUCAAACCUUCAAUUUGGAGUGAGAUUCACAAUCGCCCCUGAGGGCGUCCGAGGAUAUGACAAGGCGGUCCGAAAAGUUGGCCAGCCGACCGCGCUCAGCAUCCCAGGCUAUAUUCUUCCACGAGAUCUGCCGGGGAAGCUGUUCCUGCAGUCCAAUGCUCCCGUGACUAACAUCACCAUUGACCCCCAGGGAUCGCUCUCCGUGGACCAGACCGGCGAUUCUGCUUAUUCGGUCACACCUACAGAUCACGCUUUCGGAAGAGCGAGGCUCACUAUUACGUAUGACGAUGGGAAGAUUCAGACAAUUCACUAUUAUAUCACCAAACCUGCCACCGAAGCUCUUCAGGACAUGGGCCAUUUUCUCACGACGGAAGCAUACUUUACGAAUGAGUCCGAUCCUUUUGGUCGUGCACCGUCUGUCAUGACCUACGAUUGCGAGAGCGAUUCGGUAGUGACGCAAGAUCUUAGGACCUGGGUAGCCGGACUGAGUGACGAGGGUGGAGCUGGAGCUUAUAUUGCGGCUGUCGUCAAGCAAGCUGUGCAUCCCGAUGCGGACGAAGUUGCAAAACUCGACACCUUUGUGAACAAGGUGGUUUGGGGUAACAUCCAACAAGAAGAUUACGCCGUACGGAACUCCCUCUUCUUCUACGAGCCAGCUGAGGUGCCCGGAUUUGUGUACGAGAACUUUGACUGGAGCUCUUGGAUGUCUUGGAACAAAGACCGGGCGCUUGCCACCGACAGAGGCUACAACUACGUCCAUCCCUCUGCAGCAUACUGGUCUCUCUAUAGAGUCGGCAGAGCCUACCCAGAGCUUGUCAGUCAGGACUGGAGCUGGUAUCUUGACAAGGCCUACCGAACGGCUCUCCGCAUCUCGGGUGGUGGUGUUGCUUGGGUGGAGAUGGGACUUAUGGGCGAAACUGUUUGGGGUAUGAUCAUGACUGAUCUCGUGCGUGAAGGGUUCGAAAAUGAGGCCGCCACUCUUGCGACACUUAUGAAGUCUCGCGCCGAACACUGGAAUUCCAUCGAUGCCCCUUUUGGGAGUGAGAUGGCAUGGGACUCUACUGGGCAGGAAGGCGUCUACUAUUGGGCUAGGCACUUCGGCUUCACGGACUUGGCUAAACGAGCAGUUGAUACCGUACUUGGUUUCACGCCUAAUGUGCCGCACUGGGGCUGGAACGGCAAUUCGCAUCGAUACUGGGACUUUGAUCUCGCUGGAAAGCUACGACGACUUGAGCGCCAGAUUCACCACUACGGAUCCGCUCUGAACUCCCAAGUCCUACUCUCGGCUUUCCGCGAUGAUCCCUCCGACUCUUAUCUCCUGCGUACCGGUCACGGGGGAAGCUUUGCACCACUUUCGAACAUCAACGAGGCCGGUUGCCCGAGCGCUGGGUUUCAUUCGUUCCCCGAGACCUUGAAGUGGGAUGGCUUUACCGGCGACUACGGCCCGGGCUUUCUCGGCAUGGUCUUGAACACGGGAACAUACGUAGCUGAGGAUGAGCAAAUCGGCCUUGUGGCCUACGGCGGGGAAAUUUCCACCGAUGGCAAUAAGGUGACGGUUGUUCCGCGUGAUCCUGUCAGAAAGAGGAUAUUCAUCGGUCCUCUGGCAGUCAUGAUCACUGUGGAUGUGGGCGUCAUUGAGCAAUUUUCUUAUGACGUCGAAGCCAGGAUCAUCUCCAUGACCUUGUCGCAGCUUGCGGGCGUCCCGAAGGCCAGGAAUGCAACUGUGUGGACGGAGUCAAUGCAAUCGCCUUGGGAAGUCACUGGUGAUCAGGUCGAGACGGCCCGCGGCGGAUGGAGAGUUCCUCUAGUCGAAGAUAAGGUUACCGUUACCUUGUCCUCAAAGUCGACUUGA
Colletotrichum siamense is the source of this 2697-nucleotide messenger RNA. RefSeq lists its product as uncharacterized. The coding region runs from base 1 to 2697 and encodes 898 amino acids. Lineage: Eukaryota; Fungi; Ascomycota; Sordariomycetes; Glomerellales; Glomerellaceae. The record is from RefSeq and is a predicted model, not a curated record. The transcript has 3 exons.